Eurytemora carolleeae is the source of this 891-nucleotide messenger RNA. RefSeq names its product enoyl-CoA hydratase domain-containing protein 3, mitochondrial. The record is from RefSeq and is a predicted model, not a curated record. Gene Ontology annotation, cellular component: mitochondrion. Gene Ontology annotation, molecular function: hydro-lyase activity. The coding region runs from base 103 to 690 and encodes 195 amino acids. Lineage: Eukaryota; Metazoa; Arthropoda; Copepoda; Calanoida; Temoridae. The transcript is spliced from 9 exons.
CUUGGUCACUAAACCUUGAAUAUUGUUUAGGAUGUUAAUGUAAGAAGUAUUGUUCUACGGGGAGAAGGAAAAGUAUUCUCUUCUGGACACAAUCUCAAGGAAAUGACUCAAGAAACAGGAAAGGAAUACCACCAAACAAUAUUUACAACCUGUGAGACAUUGAUGAAACUUCUUGGACAGUUGCCUGUUCCUGUAAUCAGUGUUGUAACUGGGGUUGCAGCUGCAGCUGGUUGCCAACUGGUAGCUUCUUCAGAUAUAGUAGUUGCAACACCCCAGUCUAGUUAUUCAACACCUGGUGCAUCUGUUGGAUUAUUCUGUCACACACCUGGAAUACCAUUAGCAAGGAGGGUUUCAAGAGCUAUGUCUGGUUACAUGCUUCUUACAGGUUUAAGUAUAUCUGGAGAAGAGGCUUACAAUGCUGGGCUUGUAUCCAGGCUUGUUCCUGAACAGGAUAUACAAACUGAGGUAGAUAGAAUCUGCUCUGCUAUUGCGGGCAAACCUAGAGGUGUAAUUGCUCUGGGUAAAAGAUUUUACAGAAAACAGAUUGAGAUGCCACUGAACUCCGCUUACCCUGCUGGUGGGGAGGUCAUGCUGCACAACCUUUGGUUUAAAGAUGCACAGGAAGGGAUUACAGCAUUUAAGGAGAAACGAAAACCAAGCUUUACUCACUCAGAUGAAACAGUACAGUAGUACAGCAGUUGCAUAGCAGUAAAUUAACUUUUUUAGGUGUUCAGUACUAGCAGUAAGUUAACUGUACAGUGUCUAGUCGUGCCACUGCUUUAAUUUUACAGAAGUACUGUGAGAACCACAAAUCUCUGGAAUAGGAAGUAGACUUUUAGACUCAAGUUAUGACUUUAAUUAGUCAAAUGAACAUGAGACACAGCAAUUAUC